AAAAAAAACAAAAAAAACAAAAAAGCUUCUCGCAAAUAAACUAUUCGAAUUUAGAGUUGUCAACAUAACAAAUGACAGCUUACCUUGUUGGUUAGAGGCGUAGAAAUAAGAAUAAGGAAAAGCGAGAAAGUACCUCCUAAUGCAUUUUUACUAAAGGAGGUAAUAUCGCUUGUUUCAUGCCGGAUUCGUAUUGCCUCCUCCCUUUUGUCCAGUUUUCACCCAUUUAGCAUGCUGGGAUCCUUUUUGUCGGUAUCGAAGGGGAUUCCUCUAUUUAAGUAAAUUGCCAGUCAUCCGUGAAUGUAAAAGCAGUGUUCUUGUACUGGUUUCUAUCUUUUUUUUCGGUUUUUCUUUUUAUAUUCUUUCAACGGUUUAAUUACUUGUCAUUUCUCUUCUUUUUUUAAUCUUUACUUGCUUGCAUAUAUAACUUUCAUCGAAUGGCUCAACAAUCCUAUACUUCCAUCUUGAAGUUUAAUAUUGAUGGGCGUCCCUUUAUGAAGGAUAUUCAUGAUUUAUUUGGCGCAUUAAUUGUUCAAGUCCCACUGAGCGUCAACCGAUACCUGUUCAAGAACUAUCACCAUACAUUCACUUCCGAUGAUACGGUGGCAGCGCUUGGUUCUCUGAGGUUCUCUCACAGCGUUCGUGUCCAUGACCCGGCCGAUGAGUCCAAAGUUCAAGUCCGCACCGUCACUACCACAUUUAAUAUGGCAAGAGAUAUGGCCAAGGCACUAUGCCAACAGUUCUUAUGGUCACGGUUACUGGAGUCAGCAGUGGAACCUAGCAACCGCAACUUUCGUGAUAAAGGCAUUUGGCGACUCACAUGCAAAGGGCUCUGCAUCUUUCAGGAAUUCUGCAUUCGCACCGGUGUGGAUCUGGCUCCUUUUAGUGGCCACUUUGAAUCCGUGCCUUCAACACAAGUGAUUUUCCUCGACCGAUCCGAAGAUGACGAUCAAAUCCAUUUCAAUCGCUCCAAGUUGUCCGUCCUCUUCCGCGUCAUGGUCACCAGUUUGCCCUUGGAAAGCGAGUCCAUUACCCCCCGUUCCGUGAAUGCCCUGCUGUCGGCCAAUUUUGGCGCCAAAGCUUCCCGACACCCCCCCUCCCCUCCUACUUCAACAUGUAACAGUGUGUUUAGUAUUGAACUGCUACGUGAUCCACAGUUAAACCUGGUCAACAACUGGAUGCUCACGGCUUCAUUUCCCGAGGUCCUGCCUACCAAUUCCGAAACAGGCACUCGAAUGCGAGCCAUUUUCCCUUCUCAACUGUGCUGCGACUGGUUGCUGGAGUACUGUUCGAUUGCGUCUCGAGACGAAGCCGAACUGUUGGCUAGAGAAUUCUUGCGUCAUGGAUGGAUCGAUUACCUUGAAGGAGCCAAAUCAGGUACUGAUUUCUUGUCGACUUCCAAGACUACUCUGUUCAUAAUUACCAAGGCUGGCAAGAAAAUUGUGACCGAUCAAUUGGCGGCCGCGGCCGCUGCAGAGACCGCGAUGUGCGACCGAGACAUGAUGCCGCCCAGUCCAAUUUCCACGGCGUCUGUUAUCAGUAGCGAUAGCGGUUCAAGGCCAUUAUCCGUUUGCAACGACGGCCCGGAUGGCAUUGACCAGUUUGGUAAGCGUCGUGCAAGCCAUCAUUCUCAAGCGGAUUCGCUGUUAUCGACACCUAGCGCCAAAGAAAUUUCCCAUGUCGACGGCAAAGAAUGCAACUCGUACCGAUUAAAGACGAUUUUGGAUAAUCCCCAGCUAAGAUCUUUAUUCAAGGACUUUUUGCGGACCAACUUUUGCGAAGAAAAUCUCGACUUUUGGAUCGAUUACACCAACUUAAGACACAAAUGUCGUAACCAGAGUCCCGCGAUGCCUUCACAGAACCAGCGCAGCUUAUUGGAAGAUGCCUACGAUAUCUGGACACGCUACUUGGCCCCCAAAGCACCUUUUGAACUCAAUGUUGAACACUCGAUGCGCCAGGAAAUGGAUCGUUUGGUUUCUUCUGUGAUCACCGUUGUACAAACGUAUUCGCCUGGUCAGAUGAGUCCUACCAUUGUCAUUUCCCCGUUAUCAUCGUCUUCUCAAAGCUUAAGGAUGAUGCUGAAAUGGUUUGACCGCGUGAACGAGCACAUUUGCAGGCUAAUGGCUUCGGACUCGGUUCCCAAAUUUGUCAAGACCCAGCAGUACCGCGACCUCUGUGAGGAAGGAAAAGUCAAACGACCGAUGUUCAAUAAGCGGGAUUCAGGCAUGGCCGAAUUCAAAGAGGACGAUGAAGAAGACUACUACUCGGCCUCGAUAAGCGAGAUCGAAUCACCAAUGACUCCUUGCAGCCUGGAGCAAGCUUAACUGACUGGAUGGCUGUGCUUUCCCUCAAAAAUUGAUACCCGCUCUCUACACUGUAACUUAAUUUUUUAUUUUUAUUCCCUCCCCUUUUUCCAUUGACUCAUCUGCAAACCAGAUUUCCCACCCCUUCAAAAAAAGUUAUGUCUAGUCGAUCAAAAAACAACUGUAAUUUACAUAAUAUAAUCUUUUAAGUUUCAC
Molecule: messenger RNA, 2516 nt
Organism: Radiomyces spectabilis
Lineage: Eukaryota; Fungi; Mucoromycota; Mucoromycetes; Mucorales; Radiomycetaceae
Product: regulator of G protein signaling domain-containing protein
Exons: 2
Coding region: 435-2321 (628 amino acids)
Biological process (GO): intracellular signal transduction
Source: RefSeq, a predicted model, not a curated record